Funneliformis geosporum is the source of this 1716-nucleotide messenger RNA. NCBI's taxonomy places the organism in Eukaryota, Fungi, Glomeromycota, Glomeromycetes, Glomerales, Glomeraceae. The record is from the annotation of a GenBank genome assembly.
AUGGACACUGAACUUGACAUGGGAAAAUACUCUGUAAAAAAGUCCAAGAAGCCUCGUGCUGCAGGCUCUCAAACUUCGGGCUGGACAACCACAGCAGGAACCAGCACUAUCCCCGAAUCACUUAUAUCAGAUAUGAACAAUCUGAAAAUUGCCAGAGGACGUCUCGAACGCUACGCUGCUGAGGCAGGUGACGAACGUUAUCUUAGCCAAAGUUCCAACAACAGAUUAGAGGCUAAUACAAAAAUCUUACGAGAAAAAGCUAUAACCGCAGCGCUCGACAACAUCAAACGUUCGAUGAACGUAGAUCUUUGUUUCGUUUUGGACUGCACUGGCUCUAUGUCAAGCCACAUUUCCGCUGCAAAGGAUUGUAUAAUACAGGUGGUAGACUACAUGGAACGUACGAAUCCUAGCAUUAAAAUUUGGGUUGGUUUCUGCGGUUACCGUGACUACUGCGACGGUCAUAAACGACUGGAGACUUUUAAUUUCACUGAUUCAUACGACCAAUUCAGAAGAUAUGUUAGGAAUGUACAAGCCACGGGUGGUGGUGAUGUACCGGAAGACGUUCUAGGUGGACUUAACGCUGCAAUAACUAAAAUGAACUGGAGUCAUACUACUCGCGUCAUUCUCCACGUCGGUGAUGCUCCACCGCAUGGACGUCGUUUCACUGACGAACAAGAUGAUUAUCCGAAAGGCGAUCCGAGUGGUCUAACUGCUGAAAGCGUUCUUGGAAAGAUGAAAUCAUCGAACAUAUUAUACUUUUUCGGAAAGAUCACACAAUGUACCAAUAAAAUGCUCCGCAUAUUCCGCGAAAUAAUUGGCGAGUUUCCGGUGUUUGAUCUUGAGGAUGUGGGAGGCAAUCCGACUUCAUUAAUUGCCAAAUUUUUCCAGGCUACUUGCUCGGCCAUUUCUUCUUCUGUCUCAUUGACCAGUACUUUGGGAAAUAACAUAUAUGAAUUACGUCGAAAGGAUUUUGAUAUCAACCCAAUCGAACCUAAUUGGCACUCUAUCAGGCAGCAGGCUGGUACGGUUGCAUGGUAUAAAGUUCCUAAAACUCUGGCUGACAUCAAGAACAAAGAAUACUUCAACCAAUUAAAUACCAUCACUCAAAAAAUCUCAUUCAAGAUUGCCCCACAGCCAUUCUCCGUCGGUGCGGAAAGAUACGCAUAUUUUGGACUUAAUGUCACGGGAGUACCAGCUGAAAGGAUGGUUAUAAAAGAAUAUCUUGAUUCUGGUAAGAAAGCGAACUCAAUUGAACGGUACCUCGAAGCGGUAGAAGUUUCGAACAUAGCGCAUUUCCUUUCCUUGAAAUUUAAUUUAGCCGCCACACGGGCCGGUAUUCAAAAAAAGGUUAAGUUCCUUCACGUAAAGUUCUUGAGUAUUACAAACGGAACUCGGUAUUACAAUGUAGAACCGAAAAUAAGUAAUGCAGAAUUUAAGCGGUUCAACGUGAACAGUGGUGUUAUUACUGAAUUCCAUUCCACACUUGAGGCGUUUGCUCAUUUCACAUAUGAUUUCACCGGAGGAUAUUUAUUGGUUUGUGAUCUACAAGGAGCGGAAUUCUCCAAUCAUUUCUUAUUAACAGAUCCAGCGAUACAUUGUACCGAUUCCUUAAGGUUUGGAAGGACAAAUCUUGGGAAGAGGGGAAUCGAAAAAUGUUUCUUGAUAAAUCAUAAGUGUGGUAGUGUUUGUAAUAAGUUAGGAUUGAAAGCUCCUUAA